GUAAAAAAUCGUCUUGCCUUCCAUCCUUACCCUAUCCCCUCUCAUUCUUAUCUUGGCGGCGGCGCAGGCGCAGGCGAGCGGCCGUCCAGUCGCGCGGGCAGCAGGGGGCGGCCGUCCGUCCAGGCGCAGGCGAGCGGCCGUCCGUCCAGCGCAGGCUAGCGGCCAUCCGUCCAGGCGAACUGCGAGCAGGCGUCCGUCCAAACGAACUGCGAGCGUCCGUCCAGGCUUCCGUCCAGCGAGCGGCACAACUUUUCUACGCACAACACAUUCCAAGAACCAAUGGACAAGGCGACCAAGCUUUUGAUUUAUGGUGCUUCAGCACACAUGUUGUUGUCCAUGAUGGCUAUGGUUAUUGAGUCUAGAAAAAGAAAAAGAUAUAGUAGAAGAGUCGGUAUUACUUAUGGGCCAAUGGAGGAAAGGGAUAGGAUGAGACUUGAUUAUCUUAACACUAAAAUAUGGAUGAGUGAUACAACAUAUGUGAACAUGCUUAGACUUAGUAGGUCUAGUUUCUUUCGCUUUUGUAGGGGCUUUAGAGACCGGGGUUUACUUGAAGAUACAAUACACAUGUGUGUUGAGGAACAAGUGGCCAUGUUUUUGAACACAGUGGGACAUAACCUUAGGAAUAGGUUGGUGGGAACAAAUUAUGGUAGAUCUGGUGAGACUGUUAGUCGCUACUUCAACAAAGUGCUUCGUGCUAUUGGAGAGCUACGAGCUGAACUUAUUAGGCCACCAUCAUUAGAGACUCCAUCCAAAAUAGCAGGAAAUCCAAGAUGGGAUCCCUACUUUAAGGAUUGCAUUGGAGCUAUUGAUGGCACACAUAUAAGAGCUUCGGUUUCCAUAGAUAUGGAACCUUCAUUUCGUGGUAGAAAGUCUUAUGCCUCUCAAAAUGUAAUGGCAGCCGUUGAUUUUGAUCUUCGAUUCACAUAUGUCUUGGCUGGUUGGGAGGGUUCAACACAUGAUGCUUUAGUACUAAGAGAUGCUUUAGAGCGAGAGAAUGGCCUUCGUGUACCACAAGGAAAAUUCUAUCUAGUGGACGCUGGAUAUGGAGCCAAACCUGGAUUUUUGCCCCCUUUUCGUGCUGUCCGGUAUCACUUGAAUGAAUGGGGAAAUAAUCCGGUACAAAAUGAGAAGGAGUUGUUCAACCUUAGGCACUCGUCUCUUCGUGUCACCGUAGAGCGUGCAUUUGGUUCACUGAAGAGAAGAUUUAAAAUACUUGAUGAUGCCACACCAUUCUUUCCAUUUUCUACUCAAGUAGAUAUUGUUGUAGCCUGCUGCAUUAUUCACAACUGGGUCAUACAAGAUGGAGGCGAUGAGCUGAUCAUUGAAGAAUCUAAUUGGCCAAUUCAUAAUCAUGCUACAACAUCAAGUGGCCAAGCUAGUGAACAUGCAUUCAUGGUUAAUUUGAGGCAUGAAAUAGAAAAUCAGAUGUGGGAAGAUCGUCAAAACCACUAUGCUUCCUAAUUUGUUAUUGUUUUUCUUGCUGUAAUUUUUAUUUAUGGACAUUAAUAUAUGGACUUAAUUAAUGUAUUCAUAUAUUGUGUGAGAUUACUUCUUGCUAUAUGCACAUU
Messenger RNA from Zea mays, 1568 nucleotides. RefSeq names its product protein ALP1-like. NCBI's taxonomy places the organism in Eukaryota, Viridiplantae, Streptophyta, Magnoliopsida, Poales, Poaceae. The transcript is spliced from 4 exons. The record is from RefSeq and is marked validated. The coding region runs from base 280 to 1461 and encodes 393 amino acids.